Messenger RNA from Pneumocystis jirovecii RU7, 1575 nucleotides. RefSeq names its product snoRNA-binding rRNA-processing protein UTP15. Lineage: Eukaryota; Fungi; Ascomycota; Pneumocystomycetes; Pneumocystales; Pneumocystaceae. The coding region runs from base 1 to 1575 and encodes 524 amino acids. Gene Ontology annotation, cellular component: nucleolus. The record is from RefSeq and is a predicted model, not a curated record. The transcript is spliced from 5 exons. Gene Ontology annotation, biological process: rRNA processing; positive regulation of transcription by RNA polymerase I. Gene Ontology annotation, molecular function: protein binding.
AUGGAGGCACCACGACUUGCACUAGCAAAACUACCAAGUGGGCCUGCGCCUAUUACAGCAGAACAACGCUAUUGGCGUGGAUUCAAGUCGUACAUAACACACAAGGAAAUUGCGUCUGUUUCACAUAUCCACUUUUGUGCCAAAGACCCCCACGACUUUGCAGUAACAAGCUCAGCACGCGUCCAAAUAUAUUCUUCACAGACAUGUAGAGUUAAAAAGAGCAUUGCUCGGUUUAAAGACACUGCAUAUUGUGGUGAAAUUCGUCAAGACGGAAGAAUAUUGAUUGCAGGAGACGCAGGAGGAACUGUUCAGCUGUUUGAUACAGCAACACGGUCGAUUCUAAAGAGCCUUUACUCACAUAAACUUGCAGUACAUGUAACAAAGUUCUCGCCUUGCAGACAAACAGUGUUUCUCUCGGGAUCAGAUGAUAAGACAAUCCGAAUAUGGGAUUUAACAGAGUGUAUAGAAACAUGUGUAUUAGAAGGAAAUGAAGAUUAUAUAAGAGCAGCGGAAUUCCUAUAUACAUCAGAUGUGGUUCUAAGUGGAGGAUAUGACGGGACAGUUCGUCUAUGGGAUACACGAAUUGGAGGAGAUAAAAGAGAAAUAAAAAGGUUUCAACAUGGAGACAGUGUGGACGCAGUUGUCUCACUUAAAGAGGGAUCAAUUAUUUUAAGUGCAGGAGGGCCGGUAAUUAAAAUAUGGGAUGUAGUAGGAGGAAGAGAACGAGCACUUAAAAUAAUACAGAAGCAUCAAAAGAACGUAAUGUGUCUUAUAAGAAAUAAAGAGGGCUCAAGAGUUCUUAGUGGAGGACUGGAUAGACAUGUAAAGAUAUAUGACGUCAAAGAUUGGAAAACAGUGCACAGUAUAAAGUAUGCAGGAGCAGUGGUAUCACUAGGAAUAUCGCCGGAUAAUAAGCAUCUUGCAGUGGGGAUGGUAUCAGGAGUACUUUCUAUUCGGUCAAGAGAGACAGGGAAAAGGGUGCCGGAGAGGACAGAGAGGAUAGGAGAGAGAAAAGGGAGGGAAAAAGUUGAUAAAGCGGAAGGGAUUGAAGAAAUAGAUCUAUUUGGGGUGCUAGAUGGGACGGGAAGUGUUUUGUAUAGAGAGAGGGGAGAUAAAAAGGAAAAAAAAGGUGGAGAGAUGUUAGUAAUAGAAGAGGAAAAAAGAAAAAAACUUCGGGAAUAUGAUAAGGCAUUGAAGUCGUUUCGGUAUGGAGAUGCACUGGACAUGGUGGUGGAAAAAGAAAAAGCGGCUAUAGUUAUAUAUACGAUGAUUAAUGAAUUGAAGCAUCGACAGGGAUUGCGGCAGGCGCUGGAGAAUCGGGAUGAUAUAUCGUUGGAGCCGAUUUUGCGGUGGCUUAUUCGUUAUUUGGGGAAUCCUCGUUAUGUGUUUACGAUUAUUGAUGUUUUUAUGAUGAUUAUUGAUUUAUAUGGAGCAGCGCUAGGACAUUCGGUUCUGAUUCAAAAUCUUUUAAUGCGUUUAUCAAAACGAGUUUCUCAGGAAAUCGAGUACUGUAAAGAGGCAUAUUCAUGUAGCGGAAUGCUUGAGAUGCUUUUUCGGGAAAACCAAGGGAUAUGA